AUGGACCAGAUAGUAUCGGAGUUCCUCGCCAAGAGCCUACACAUCAUCCUCGACUCGCGGAUGCCGUGCGCUGCUCAUGCACCCGCAGCACCCGCAGCGGCAGGCGUUGGCGCAGGCGCAGGCGGAGGCGCAGGCGGAACCGCAGCCGCAGGCGCGCAGCAGCAUCUCGACUCAGCCUUUGGCCUCUCCGGUCCUUCGCCCCUUCCCUCCCCUUCUCCGCGCCACGCUGGGUUUGGCGCUGCUGCUGAUAUAGCAACCGGGGGGGGUGGGGGUGGGACUGGGAGUCUCACGAGCAGCGGAAGCAGCAGCAGCAGCAGCAGCCAUCGCGCGGCCUCCGCUUCCCCCUCCCCCGCCUCUUCCUCGUCUUUCUCCUCCGCGCCCUUCCCGUCGUCGUUCUCCCCGUCCUCCCCGUCUCCGGGGGUAGCCGCCGCCGCCGCCGCCAUCGCCGCCGGCGUAGCAGCAACUCCCGCGCCACUUUCCGCGCCGUCGAUUUCCGACCGCUGGUUCAAUCUUGAGCUGCAGCAGGGAGCGGCUGUGAUGGAGGCAGUGGAUGGGUGGCGCCGUUUCCCGGUAGAGCCGUUAGUGAUCGACAUACUACUUGACAGACCCACCUCCUUCUCUUCCCACUCCUUUCGCGCCCCAUCCUCGUCCCAUCCUCACUCCCACUCUCACGCGCACUCGCCCGCUCCCCCUUCCGCUCCCGCGUAUGGGCCAACCGGAGCAGCCGCAGGAGGUGGCGGGGGAGGCUUGAGCGGGGAGGUAGCGCUGGCAGGCGCGGGAGCGGGCCCCGCGUCCCGCAGUAGGAGCCUGCGCCAGCACGCGCCUUCCCCGGAAGCGUUCAUAAGGCUGUCCGCCCCAGGGGUUGCGUCCGGCUCAGGCGCCAGCGUCGCUGCUGCCUCUGCUGCUGCUGCUGCUGACGCUGCCGCUGCAGCGUUUGCUUCUCUCGGGACCGGUUCUGGUGUGGGAUCGCCGUUCGGUGGUUCCGGCUCUGGGAUGGAAGCUGCGGGGCUGGGCGAGUCUGGAGCAGGGCGACGGGACUCGGCGGGUGCUCCCGGUGCUGCUGCUGGUAGCGGUGGUGGUGGUAGUGGGGGGGGGGUGAGUAGUGGUGGCAGUGGGCCGCUGUUGUUGGAGCGGUGGGUGGUGCGGUACGAGAGAAGGCGAGGCGGAGGCGGUGGUGUGGAGUUGGGUGAUGGCGCUGCUGGCGCUGGUGGGGGAGUGGGAGGGGCAGGAAGCGGCGGGGUUGGCGGAGGCGCAGGCGGAGGGGGAGGCGGAGGGGGAGGCGGAGCGGUGGAUAUACCAGUGGUGUACAAGCACAUGGUCGUUAUGCUUCGCUCCCUCUACUCCCUCACUCGCACUCUCCCCGCAUAUCGCCUCUACUGCUCCCUGGCUGACGCUGCUCUCUCCUCUUCUGCUGCUUCCUGCUCCUCCUCUUCCUCCUCCUCCUCCGCCGCCGCCGCCGCUGGCGCUGGCGCCGCCGCUUCCUUCUCCCCCGCGCCUAUCCUGACCUCCGGCUCCGCACUCCGCCCCACGUUCGCGCUCGCCUUCCGCAUCUCCCCCAACCCCGCCGCCGCGCUCGCGGACGCAGCUGCCGCGUCGUCCGCCGUCGGAUCAGGCGCAUCCCAAUCCGGAAUGAACUCGUGGGCGCUGAAACCGUUAGAUCUCCCCGGCGGGCGCAUGUCUGUCUUUGUGGUGUAUAGACCCGGGGCUGCUGCGGCAGCGUCGGUGGUAUCUGCUGUAGAGGUAGCACCUCCUGUGAUCACGCGAGUGAUCACAGACUACGUGGGUACGGGCGGGUCUGUAGCAGAACCGCCGCACCACCGUCGCCCCAUCCGGCACUACCAGGCUCCCCCCGCGUCCCUCCCCCUCUCCUCCUCGCUCUCCUCCUCCGCGUCUUCCUGGUCCCCGUUCUCGCGAAGAGCGUAUGGUCUGCUCGCGGGGCUGCCCUUGCUUGUUUCCCCCUCCCCGUCCCCCUCGUCCUCCCCCUCGUCCCUCCCGUCGUCUUCCGCCGCGCAGUUCUCGUCUCUGUCGUCCCCCUCCGCCGCCGCGGCCGCGGGGCGCGCGCUGGUGAUGUUCGCGCGCAGGCACAGUUUCGGGGGGAUGGAGGAGAGGCGCGGAUCCGCCGUGGGCCGUUCCGCCUCCGCGGCCGUGGGUGCGGGGGGCGGGGAGAGCGGCGGCGGGGGAGUGGGCGCAGGGGCAGCAGCGGGAACAGCGGGGUUUGCGGGAGGGAGUGGUAGCGGGGGGAGCAGCAGCGGGGGGAGCGGCAGCGGGGGGAGGGGAGUCAUGGGGGUAAGGUCCGCCGUGUCUGCUGGGUCGUUGAUUGGUACUGGGCUCCAUCCCUCUUCCUACGACCACUACCAUCACCACCUCUCUGCCUCCCCCUCCCCUCCCCCGUCCCCAUACCCCCCGCACCACCCCUCCGCGCCCUUCGCCCGCGCGCCCAGCCUCCCGUCCCUCCCGAGCGCGCCUGUGUCUAUUCCCAAGAUCAACUCCCGCGGACAGAUCAUCCCCCGUCGCCCCUCUAGCACGUUCCAUCCCAGCAGCGCCAGCAGCAGCAGCUGCGGAAGCAGCGUGGGAGGGGGCAGUGGGAUGGGGGUAGGUAGCAGGGCAGGCAGCGGGGUAGGCAGUGGGGUGAGUGCCGCUGGUGCUAGCGCUGGCGCGGGGGGUAGCAGCGGUGGGCAGAGCGGAGGAGGAGGGUACGGGAGUGACAGUCAGGAAGCAUCAAGGGCCAGAGGCGGGGGGGUGGGGGGAGUGGGAGGAGUGGGGGGAGUGGGAGGAGUGGGAGGACUGGGGGGAGUGGGAGGAGUGGGCGGAGCAGUGCUCGUGUCUGGGAUACCAGUUCCCGUUAGAGCUGUUAUCGCCCCUACUGCCAUUACGCAUGCAGGGAGAACCGUGGUAGGGCCAGGCGGAAUGGGUAUGGGUAUGGGCGUGGGCGUGGGCGUGGGUGUGGGUAUGGGCGCUGGUGGUGUUGCUGGUGAGGAGCUGUUUUCCAAUCGGCAAGGCUCCUGGCGCCCUUGUUCCGCCCCUGCAGCUGCUGGUGGCGGGCUUGCUGCUGCUGGGUUCCCCCCGGCGUUCCAUGCCGUGCCGGCAGCAGUGGAAGCAGCGAUACAUGUUCCCAGAUUGGAGGGGUUGUGGGAAGUGCAGAGGCAGCAAGAGCAGGAGGGGAAGGUGCGUGGGGCGAGAGGGGGAGAGGCGGGAUUGCAAGAGAGGGGGGCAUGGAGGGGCGUGACAGUGGGCGACCGCAUUCCUACGGCAGGGUGGGAGCAGCAGGCAUCGAGGGCACCGGUUCCGGAAGGUAGUGGGGUAGAGGAGGAGGAGGAGGAGGGGCACCUGCUGCUGCCCUUUGCUGUGGACGACGAUGACACUGACGAGCCCUUGCCCACUGAAGCCCUAGCGAGCCAUUCCCAGGAUGUCAACCGCGCAUUGCCGGGCGUUCAGAGUCAUCGGGUGGAUUCCCACAGGGCACGCGAGUCGAGCGAUUCACGUGACGCUGCUGUAGGUGCGCUCAUCCGUGUCCUGCGCUAUGCGCCUCCUCUCCGCCCCUCCUCCUCCUCCUCCACCACCACCUCCUCCUCUGCUGCCGCUGCUGCUGGCCUGUCGGUAGGCGGUGCAGGCAGCACGUUUCUGUCUAAUCCCUCGCAAUACGGGGCUGCCUUCCCCCGCAGCAGCUCCUGCAGCAGCACUGGCAGUGCUGGCAGUGCUGCGGCUGCUGCUGGUGGCCGUAGUGGCAGCAGCAGUGGGCGCAGCAGUCCUUAUACCACAGGUGCCAGGGCAGCUGCUUCUGCUGUUGCGGCUGCUGCGCUGCCGUCCUUGGCCCCUCUCUCUGCUCCAGCUGUUACCGCUACUCUUCCUGUUGCCGCUGCUGCUGCUACUGGGGCUGCUUGUCCUGCUGGUUCUCCUGCUGCUGGUGGCUUUGUUGGCGGCCCUUUUGCUGCUGGGAUGAUGGGCGGAGGGAUAGGCGCAGAGGUGGUGGAGGGGGGACUGGGUGCUGAAGGGGCGGAGGGGCCAGCAAGGGCAGCAGAGUCGCUGUUGGAUGAACUGUUUGGGUUCAGGGACAAGGAAAUGCAGAGAGCAGAGGUUUUGGGAGGGGGAGUGCAGGUGAAAGGGGAGGUUGUGCAGGUGAAAGGGGAGGUUGUGCAGGUGAAAGGGGAGGUUGUGCAGGUGAAAGGGGAGGUUGUGCAGGUGAAAGGGGAGGUUGUGCGGGUGAAAGGGGAGGUUGUGCAGGUGAAAGGGGAGGUUGUGCAGUUGGGUGGAAGUGUGUGUGUGGUUGGGUUUCUGGAGGCGGUAUUGCUGUUGCACCGCUAUAGGGUAGGGAGUGUGUGGUGUAUUGGGACCCGAGAGCGCAUGGGUGAUGUGGGGUGA
Messenger RNA from Closterium sp. NIES-65, 4359 nucleotides. NCBI's taxonomy places the organism in Eukaryota, Viridiplantae, Streptophyta, Zygnematophyceae, Desmidiales, Closteriaceae. The record is from the annotation of a GenBank genome assembly.